Messenger RNA from Alligator sinensis (Chinese alligator), 2721 nucleotides. RefSeq names its product butyrophilin subfamily 1 member A1-like. The record is from RefSeq and is a predicted model, not a curated record. The transcript has 9 exons. Gene Ontology annotation, molecular function: protein binding. Lineage: Eukaryota; Metazoa; Chordata; Crocodylia; Alligatoridae. The coding region runs from base 282 to 1721 and encodes 479 amino acids.
CACAUGCUGCAGGAUUGAAAUGCAUACAGCAGUUUGAAACAAAAAAAGUCGUUUAAAAACUGGAGAGAAAAGCUACAAUUAAACCCUAAAGUGGUUUGAGCGCUGGAAUUAGACGUGGAAUGUGACGGCUGACGCUCUAAGGAACUACUUCCAACUUCUUGUCAGAACCGAAGAUAUCUUAGCGAGGGCAGAGCACAACACAAAACUUCUCAGGAGGAUCGGUCAGGUGAAUUCUUUCCUGCCAUCCCCUUGUGCUUUUGGAUCAAGUUUCCCUGAAGAAGAUGCCUUCCUCAUUGUGCCAAAUCUCCAGAGUCUCCACAUCGCUGUCUGGUUUUCUCACAUUCUUCAUUACUUUUCAUAUUUCCAAGGUGGAAUCAGCCCUGUUUACAGUUGUUGGACCUGAUCAGCCAGUCACUGCCAUUGUGGGGGAAGAGAUCAUAUUGCCAUGCCGCCUGUCCCCCAGCAUGAGCACUGAGAACAUGGAAAUGCGGUGGUUCCGGUCUGAGUUCACAAAGUAUGUUCAUCUGUACCGCGAUGGGAGAGAUCAGUUUGGAGGACAGAUGCCAGAAUACAGGACAAGGACAGCAUUUUGGAAAGAUGGCCUCACACAUGGAAAUGUUUCCUUGAGGAUUCUCAAUAUUGGGCUUUCAGAUGAAGGACAAUACACCUGCUUUGUUGAUGAUGGCAUUACUAAUGAAGAAGCUGUAAUAGCACUGAAGGUAGCAGCUUUAGGCUCUAAUCCUAUCAUCUCUGUGGAGGAUUACCAGAAUGGAGGGAUCCGCGUGACGUGUCGAUCAGCUGAGUGGUACCCAGAGCCCCAGGUGCUGUGGAGAAAUGCCCAGGGGCAUCAUAUACCAUCGCUUUCUGAAAUAAAAUCCCCAAAGGCAAAAGGCCUGUUUAAAACAGAAAUUUCUGUUGUCAUGAACAGACAUUCAAACCAGAAUUUGUCCUGUUGGGUCAGGAACAGCCUCCUCGACCGAGAGAAGGAAUCAGCAAUUUAUAUAUCAGCUUUAUUUUUUCCAAGUGUGAAUCCCUGGAUGGUGGCCCUGAGCGUGAUCCUGGUGGUUUUGUUAAGUUUCAUAAUCCUGAAUGUAUAUCUCUUCAGAAUAAAAGGAAACCUUCAAAAAGAACUUGGGUGGAAAAGAGCUGUGAUCUGUCCAGGGCUGGGACAAACUGCACUGCCUCUGGAAAAAGAGGACGUGACUCUGGACCCAGACACGGCUCAUCCCGAGCUCGUCCUGUCUGAGGAUGGGAAACGUGUGAAACGGACAGUCACACGGCAGGAUCUGCCCGACAAUCUUGAGAGAUUUGACACUUGGUGCUGUGUGCUGGGCCGUGAGGGAUUCACCUCCGGGAGACACUGGUGGGAGGUGGAGGUGGAGGUGGGGGAGGGGGGAUGGUGUGCCGUGGGGGUGGCCAGAGACUCUGUGAGGAGGAAGGGAUGGAUCAGAUUUAGCCCCAAGAAGGGGGUCUGGGGUGUGCGGCGCUAUUGGGGUAAGUACGAGGCUCUCACUGCCCCUCACCGCACCCCCCUGCCCCUGGACCGGGCGCCCAGCAGGGUGGGGAUGUAUCUGGACUGCACGUUGGGGCGGGUGUCGUUUCUCAAUGCUGACACCGGGGCCCUGAUCUUCACCUUCCCACCGGCCUCGUUCGCGGGGGGCAGGAUCCGGCCCUGGUUCUGGGUGCAGGACGGUGAAAUCAGGCUCAGGCGGCGCCAGUGAGAGGGAAAGGAAACGUGCCGGACAGGACCUGCUCGUUGUCCCCUCCGGCCUCAGUCGUGCUCAUGUCUGUGACCCUGGAGGACUCCUCUCGCUGCAGACGAUCAGCUGUGCCGUGUCCGUGGCCCUGGACGCGCAGGCUGGGUUUCUUCAUCCCCCGACCACGGUGAGCAGGACGUGGCUGAGCUGCACAGUUGUCUCUGCCCGUGUGUCGUUUCCUACAUGACCGAGGGGCCCUCGGAGGCCUGUGGGGUCCGGCACCCACGGGUGCGGCUGCGGGGGGUCGGGGGAGGGGCGGCGAAGAGGAGGCACCAAAACCCAGGCCCGGUUGUGUUGGGAAAUGCAGUUGGUUGCGUCCAAAUUCCACUGGGCCAGUUGUCAGCUCGUCCUUUCUGGUAUUAAGUCAGAUAUUAGAAAAUCAAGACAAUGUGAAGUAAAGCUCGUGCUCACACUCCUUACAGGGGCUAUGAUCAUAAGAAAUAUCAGUGUGAUGUCUGCUCGGAGUUAGUGAUAUGUAAACUGUGGGGACAAAACUUCUGUGGCGGACUUACUGAUACAGCCCAGCAUACCUGGGCUCGGAGAAUCUUUUUUUGUGAUUGGUGGAGCGUGUCCACCAAUCAGGUGGUGCUGGGAAGGGGCUUGCCCUGCCCCUGCUGGGGGGGCUGGGGGGAGAGAGGAGAACCCCAGACCUGGUUGUAGCCUGCUCUUUGCAGGUCCGACAACACAUCCGGGCAGAGCCUCCAGAGUGAAUAAAAGGAGCUGCGUCCUCAGCAUGUGGCAGAUGCAUUGAGAGACAAAUAGGACAGGCAAAGAAGAGCUGGUGUGAGCUGGCCAGCGGGCAGAACCAGUGUCCUGAAAAGCCCGAAGAUGCCCCUUUGCGAGUGGGAGCAGUGAGUGGCUGUGUCCCCAGCUCCACCACAGGGAACGCAGCGUUGGUACACAUCUCAGCGCACGAAACCCAGACCUUGGGAGCUGCUUGAGGCGGCUCAGGUCUGCAACCCCC